Fukomys damarensis (Damara mole-rat) is the source of this 5981-nucleotide messenger RNA. RefSeq names its product leucine rich repeat LGI family member 2 (gene Lgi2). Gene Ontology annotation, biological process: inhibitory synapse assembly. Lineage: Eukaryota; Metazoa; Chordata; Mammalia; Rodentia; Bathyergidae. The transcript is spliced from 8 exons. Gene Ontology annotation, molecular function: protein binding. The coding region runs from base 150 to 1550 and encodes 466 amino acids. The record is from RefSeq and is a predicted model, not a curated record.
UGAACAGGACCGGGUUGAUUGCAACCGCAAACGGUGAGGCCUCGCUGCCCUGUCAGUGAGGCGAGGUUGGCACCGUGACCGCCUCCGGACCUCUCCACACUGCAGGCUGGAGCCUCGUAAAUGGAACAUUUUCGGAAAUCAAGGACCGAAUGUUUUCCCAUCUACCUUCCCUGCAGCUGCUAUUGCUGAAUUCUAACUCAUUCACGGUGAUCCGGGAUGAUGCAUUCGCUGGACUUUUCCACCUUGAAUACCUAUUCAUCGAAGGGAACAAAAUAGAAACCAUUUCAAGAAAUGCCUUCCGUGGCCUCCGUGACCUGACUCACCUGUCUUUGGCCAAUAACCACAUUAAAGCACUACCCAGGGAUGUCUUCAGUGAUUUAGACUCUCUGAUUGAACUAGAUUUAAGGGGUAAUAAAUUUGAAUGUGACUGCAAAGCCAAGUGGUUGUAUCUGUGGUUGAAGAUGACAAAUUCCACUGUUUCCGAUGUGCUGUGCAUCAGCCCUCCGGAAUAUCAGGAGAAGAAGCUUAAUGACGUAACCAGCUUUGACUAUGAAUGUACAACCACAGAUUUCGUGGUUCACCAGACCCUGCCCUACCAGUCGGUAUCCGUGGACACGUUCAACUCCAAGAAUGAUGUGUACGUGGCCAUCGCACAGCCCAGCAUGGAGAACUGCAUGGUGCUGGAGUGGGACCAUAUCGAGAUGAAUUUCCGGAGCUACGACAACAUCACAGGCCAGUCCAUCGUGGGCUGCAAAGCCAUCCUCAUUGAUGACCAGGUCUUUGUGGUGGUGGCCCAGCUCUUCGGCGGCUCUCACAUUUACAAAUACGACGAGAGCUGGACCAAGUUUGUCAAAUUCCAAGACAUCGAAGUGUCUCGCAUCUCCAAGCCCAAUGACAUCGAGCUGUUUCAGAUCGACGAUGAGAUGUUUUUCAUCAUCGCAGACAGCUCUAAGGCGGGGCUGUCAACGGUCUAUAAGUGGAACAGCAAAGGCUUUUACUCGUAUCAGUCCCUGCACGAGUGGUUCCGCGACACGGACGCAGAGUUCCUCGACAUCGAUGGGAAAUCGCAUCUCAUCUUGUCCAGCCGCUCCCAGGUGCCCAUCAUCCUCCAGUGGAACAAGAGCUCCAAGAAGUUCGUCCCCCAUGGCGACAUCCCCAACAUGGAGGACGUGCUGGCUGUGAAGAGCUUCAGGAUGCAGAACGCCCUGUACCUUUCACUCACCCGCUUCAUUGGGGACUCACGGGUCAUGAGGUGGAACAGUAAGCAAUUCGUGGAGGUGCAGGCGCUGCCAUCCCGGGGCGCCAUGACCCUGCAGCCCUUCUCUUUUAAAGAUAAUCACUACCUGGCCCUGGGGAGCGAUUACACGUUCUCGCAGAUAUACCAGUGGGAUAAAGAGAAGCAGCUGUUCAAGAAGUUCAAGGAGAUCUACGUGCAGGCCCCGCGCUCGUUCACAGCCGUCUCCACCGACAGGAGAGAUUUCUUUUUUGCAUCCAGUUUCAAAGGGAAAACAAAGAUUUUUGAACACAUCAUCGUUGACUUAAGUUUGUAAAGGUGUGAAGGGUGAAUUUAAAAAGAUCGUGUAGCGUUAGUUCUCACAAGAGGGGUCCAAGAAAAAAUAAAAUAAUAAAAUAACAUAAGCCAGGCUCAGAGCUCUGAAGUUCAACUUUAAAAUGGGGAAAUAGUUAGAAGUUUUCAAACUUUUAGGAUUCGCAUUUUAAUCAGGGAUUGCAUUUACUGGCUAACUGCAUGACAUGCCCAUUCUAUCAUUUAAAAAGGCACCUGGUAGCCUGUGAUUUCCAAGAGAAGAGUGCAGCAUUUACUCUUACCAUUUAGAAAGUAAUGUGCUUUUUCUUUCUUUUUAAUGAGGAAGGAGAAAAAUGGAUAAGGUGGGAUAGCUCUUUUAAUGAGAUAAUAAUGAUAAUAAAUAAAUAAAUGGAUAAAUAAACCAAACCAAACCUAUGGACCCUUCUCAUUCCGUUUUAGCAACCUUUUGGGUAAGAAAUGUUAAAGCCAAAGGCAGCUGAAGAUAUUGCCUGAUGAGUGGUUUAAAAGCCUCAGAGCACUCAGCAGUGCUAUUCUGAGCCAUCCUGAUUUCCUGAAAGUAACACCCAGCCUUCCAGAACAUUCUGUAAUGCCAAAAUCUUCCUCCUUUGGUUGGCUUAUGUAGAUGGAUGCUCAUCAUGGUGUGAUGAUGAAAGUUUGAUAUUUGACAAACAGCUGAAAGUUUGACAUUGCUCCCUCUUCCACAGAGAAAACACUCUGGCAACACAUGUCUAGGCCAGCAUGGGUUCCGGGCCCAGCAGUGAGACCAAAGAAUGUUUCCGUCUCUCGUGCACUUCAAAGCAGGCCCUCACGCUGGCCAGGGCGACAGCGCCUGUUUGAUGUGCUCUGUGACUUCUCUGCUUCUCUGAACCUAUCCUUUGAAUUUGUGGGCAACCAGCAGACAGGCCAAAGACUGAACAGAGCUUUCUUUUCUGUCCCUCAGAGGGCGGAACAGGUGUUUCCAUCUAAUGCGCAUUUGGUAGGCUCUUUUGAAGUGAGAUUUCUCAGAGUCAAAGGGGACUUUACUUACACAGAUUGUAAUGCGCUUUGAAACCCAGAGGUGGCUCUUUGAUUUAUGCAUGUCUUUGCCCUCUGGACAACUUAAUAUGUCCAGUAAUCGAAUAGCACUAACCCUAAGCCUGCCCACCGGCCUUCCUCUCUUCUCCUGGUAUUGCUGCGGCUAGCACUGAAGGUGCUAUAGACACCAGAGCCCAACCAGGCUUCCCAUGCUGGGGACACACCUUCCUCUCCCGGUUUUCUAGAGCCAGGCUCCCCUCCCACACCAGGGGCUGAAUCCCAACACCAUGCCUGUGAUGGGGGGACAGGGGACCUAUUUCAAAAUGGAGCUCCGGGGUUGACAACAGGGAACCCCACUGGCUGUGGUUUUACAGAAGGUUCCUAGUGGACAUUCUGCCUGUGUGGCUGAUUCUUUGCAGAGACCAUGAAACAAAUGUUCUAGGGGUAGAUUUAAAGGAGUAACCCAGCAAAUUCCUUCUUGCCGCAGAAGUGGGACCAUUACACUGUACCGUGUGUAUGUUUUGAUGAUGAUUGGCCACGUCAUAAAUAGGUAGCUGUUUUCCAUGAGUGUGAAUGUGUUUGUUGUUUCCUGACUUGAAGCAAUGCAGAGCGAGCAAUAAAUGGCACUCUGAGAACGGUACGUUGGUGCCCCGUCAGCGCUCUGGGGUACAUUCUGGUACCGCAGCUCAGGCUUCCAGCACAGGAGACCAGGGGUGUUCUGAGCCCGCUCACCCACACUCAGUCGUGUGGUUGCUCACAACUCUCCAACAAAAUACCAAACAACACAGAGUUUGUUUUCAUUUUUUUUUUUUAAUGUACAAACGACUCUUUUGCUUUGUUGGUUUAUUUGAAUCAGUGACAAAUGCCCACAUCUUCACACUGGAGGCUAAAAGCAGGACAUGGCUGCAUCCCUCCAGCUGCAGAGCAGGAACUCUAUUCUUCCGGAUACAUGGGACCCUCAGAUGGGCUGGACGGCCAAACAGACAUUUGGCAAACUGUACAGGGGACCCUGAGACAGCCCUAGAUCUUGCACUGGGUUGAAAUGCUUUUCCCAAUUCUAGCUGAAUAUAGAAUAGGCACCUGGGGUGUCUUUUCGCACCUCAGCCUCCUUGAAGCAAUGCACGGACUUCUCAGUGGUGCGGAAGGGUGAAGUUAGGAAUUGGCCACCCACACUCUCUGUGCUGUACCCAUUGCUUAGAAUCUGGAAGAACCGGACUCGGCUUGGGUUGGGACGUAGAGAGUCCAGAGGUGGCAUUUGAGGGUGAAAGAAAGAUCUCCAGUUGGCAGUGGGGGUAGCAGCACAUGGGAGGAGUAAUGCACUCAAAAGCAAUCAGAUCUUCUUCCUCUUUUUGAAGAAGUUUAUGCAAGACUGGAGUCUGCAGUUUCUAGAGUCUGGGAAGACAUGUUUGUUCUGUCCAACUUAGCAAAAGAACGUGGAUGUUCUUGGCACAGAGCUGCGGGAGCUUUGCUUCAUUAAUCUUACUGCUGCGUCCCAAGGCUCCCUGAAGUUUGAAGCAGUUUCUGCAAGAUGCUCUCUGCUAGUAAUAAUGUAAAACAAAAACCCCAACUGAACAAUGACCAGAAAAGCAGAGAAGCAUGUGGGACAGUCCCCCAUGGAAAUCAGUGCAUGCCCUCGCAUUUCCUUCCUUCCUGUCACCCACUUCUGGGCACCUGCUCAGCCUGGCCUUUAUAAUCCCCCUCGAUUAGGCUCCUGGACUCAUCUCUCCACAGCUGUGAGCUCGAAGGCCACUGCUGAAAAGCAAGGCCUUGUCCCAGUCUCCACUGGGCCAGGAACACAUCUCUCUGACACCUCCAAAAACCCCUCAGAGGUGAAAAGCACUGAGUUCCCAAGCAGGGACACGAUCACCGUGUAUUUCUGAAAAGCUGUCUACUUUUUCAUGUCCUUUUGUGUUCGUCGCAUUCAUCAUAAGUAGUUCUUCAGUUUUUUGCAGUGUUGUUCUGAUUUCAAGGAGAAGGGAAGCCAUGGAAUCUAAGUGGAUUGCCUGCCUGGGUUAUCUGAAUGUGCGUGGCAAAGUUAGAACUCCUUUGAACCGCAGGCACUGUGUCUUCUUCCUGUGACGCUCUGCUGUCCCCUCCCAGAGAAAAACUCUCAUUGUCAUCAUACCUCUGAGUAUAGCAGCACCUGGAGAUAAAGUUAAAAAUGCAACGAAAUACGCAUAGCUGGAAGGAAAACCAACCGAAUAGACACCAAUCAGUCGGUACACGUAAUGAUGAACAAACCUUCUGGAACUGCUGUGACACACAAGGUUUCACUCAUGAAACCCUUUCAGAAAUUUCAGAUACUUUUUUAUGGUUCUAAAGAAGAUUUCUAGCUGGCACUGUCCAUCCUCCUCCCACCUAGCUAUGGGAUAUGUGGAUGGAAGCAAAGGUCUGGAUACAUCUGCUGCUUGUCACAACAUCCACCAGAUAAACAAGACGAGUUUUGUGAGAGAGAAAUUAAAACUCAAAUGCACGAGCGAUGAUGAAUUGAUCCGGGCCUGCAUCAGCCUGUAGGGAACAUGUAGAACAGGACAGUGUUGCAUUUUUCUUCUCCAUGGAGUGAGAGGCUGGGUAUUUUUAGCAAGGAAAUCAGUGUGGCAUGCUGGAGGUUUGGCUGCCAGGGACAGGCAUGAUGGAAAGUUCUCUGGCCCGGGCUUUCAUGAAGGAGAGAAGAAGAUCUGAAGGUGCACAUCCCUUUGCGUGCCACUUAAAGAAAAUUUCCUUAGCAGGCUGCUCAGGCCUUUUGCAGCCAUACUAGCCCCUCAUUUGCAGCUUUGGGGGAAAGUCCCUCAGUGAGACAGUGGCCAUGGAUUCUCUUCAACAGUGCACAGGAAGAGAGUGCAGCAAUCUAGUUGCAGCGAGAAAGGUGGUCCGGCUUCGAGUCACCAGGGAAGGGAUAAAUGCAGAAGUGCAGGGCAGAUGGCCUGGGAGGAAGCUGUUGUGGGAAAGUAGAGAUUAACCUGGAAGAAAAGAAAAGAUGAUCAUGAUUUUCUUUGCUGCAGCCAGGCAAGCAGAGUGUAGAAUGACCAGGCAAAUUAACAGCAUCCCAGUGAUUAUUGGAAAUAACCCAUUGUGAUGCUUAUUCAAAUAAGAAUUACGCUUCAGGGCACUGAGCUCUGAACUUAGGCCCUCUUCUUACUGUAUUCCAUUGCUUGUAUCAGAGCCACCUUUUUCUAGUAGAAAACUACGCAUUUCCUUUGAAAUGCAUCCAUCCCUUUGACCACCAGGAAUGUAUAAGAACUGUGGUAAGAUAAGCCAUUUGGUACUAUUUUUAUGUAUUUUAAAUGCAUAACUUAGGUAAAAUAAGAAUAGCUUGUAUGCAUAUUAAAAGUUUUGCAGUAUGCAGACAACCAUGGAUGCCUUCAAAGGCUGUACACUUAUGUAUAUUUAGCUCUUUUUGUUAAAUAGAGUUAACAUGACA